Trypanosoma theileri is the source of this 2742-nucleotide messenger RNA. RefSeq lists its product as uncharacterized. The transcript has a single exon. Lineage: Eukaryota; Euglenozoa; Kinetoplastea; Trypanosomatida; Trypanosomatidae. The annotation marks the transcript as partial. Gene Ontology annotation, molecular function: protein binding. The record is from RefSeq and is a predicted model, not a curated record.
AAUAAUAAUAAUAAUAAUAAUAAUAAUAAUAAUAAUAAUAAUUCUUCAUGGGCCUCACAUCCUGAGAAGGGACCAGCUCCAGGAGUUGUGAUUACGGCGGAGACAGAGGGUUGGUUGUGUGUUCGUGAGCAACGUAAUGGUGGUAUUCGAUUUCAACGACGUUUACGAUCCGGUAGUGAUCCUUUUUGUCUCUGCUGGGGAUCUAUUUCUUCUAUUAGUUCUUCCUCUUCAUCAGAAUGUCAUUUCUUUGCUGGACAACAAUGUGGAUUAGUGACGAUGUUGCGAUUGACGGGAGAGACCAUUACGGAAAUGGCGGAUUGUGUAUUGCAUGAGACUCCCAUUGUCGCCAUGACUCGAGUUGUCUCUUUUUCCUCUGGUAUGAAAAAAGAUAUAUCUAUACAGUCAGAAGGAACUUCUACUUCUACUCUGGCCAAUACUACACAAUAUCUCUUAUUAACAUUAGAUACAAGUGGAAUACUGGGAGUGUGGAAUAUCACCACAGGAGAUGUGCAUUGUUUAUAUACCGUACAACUUCGAAAUCCACCGGUUCGUUGUUUGACAUCAUGUGAAUGGGAUACACCUGGAUGUGUAUUUAUUCCUGGCGGCAUCAUCAUCACAGAUGAGGUGAUGACAUCACCCCACAAGGAUACAAUAAAUAGUAAUAACAUCAAUAACAAUACAGAGAAGGUAAACUCUUCUUCUACUUCUACUACUACUACUUCUACUACUACUAGUUCUUGUUGUUUAGAUAUUGAACUUCUGCGUCUCCCCUCAUGUGAAAUGGGAAAGAUGUGGGAAACUCUAUCCAUCUACACAGGUGCAGAGACGCCUGUUAUCUCCAUGGCCAUUGUCCCUCGCAUAGGAUCUAGUGGUAAAAUAGAAUCUACACUGUGGGGAGGAACAGAAGGCGGGACUCUGCAUAUGUGGGAUGUGGCCAGCCGUACACCCCUGCGAGUCAUUAAACCCUCUUCUAUUUCUAAUUCUAAUUCCUCUUCUUCUUCUUCUUUCUUAUCAUCAUCCAUUCAUUAUAUUUUGUCCGCACCGCAUGUGGAUGCUCAACAUGUGUGGGUGUGUACACGUGGAGGAAGAAUGGCGGUGUGGGAUGCAAAUGCCUUUUUAUUAUUAUGUGAAUUGCCAGUUAGUUAUCCAAAAGGUCCCGCCUUAUCAGAAGGAAACCCUAAUGUUUCUUCUUCUUCUUAUCAUCAUCAUCAUAAUAGUCGUCCUCCUCGUCGUGAGAAAUCUUCUGAUCAUACUUUACAACAUCUUGUGGAGGAUGUGAGAGAUGCACCCAAUCACUUUACUCUCUUUGUAUAUCCCAUUGAACCCGUGCAAACUGUACGUUUAUGGUCGGCAGCAACAGACGGUACCGUACGCUCAUGGUUGUGCCAAACCAAAACAACAACAAGAAGAGAAAGUAAGAAGUGUAGUAAUAAUAAUAAUAAUAAUAAUAAUAAUAAUAAUAAUAAUAAUAAUAAUAAUAAUAAUAAUAAUAAUAAUGGAAUUGAUAGAGCCACUGUACGUGCCUUUAUUGAGAGAAAAGCAAAAUUGUUUACACAUGAAACCACAAGUUUGCGUGAGAGAAUAGCACAACUCACUCAGGAGGUAAAUGCAUUACAGGCGCGGAAUCGUGUAUUGGCAGAGGCUCUCAAAACUGCUAUUGCUCAUAUCUCCAUUACAAAGAAUACAGAUACUACUAUGGAUAACAAUAACAACAAGGAGGAAAGUAAUCAUGAGGAUAAAAACGAAGUGAAUGAUGAUAAUAAUAGAAACACAAUAAUAGAUAUGAGUAGUCUCCCUGUAGACUCUCCACUUCCACAACGGCCCCCAAUAGAAAUAUUAGAUGAAGAAAGCCCACACAUAGAUGCUAUGCAUUCCGCAUUAACAGAAUUACAAGAGAGACUGCAAAACGCAUAUAAUAAGAAUGAACAACUCCUCGCUGAUAAAGAAGCCUUAAAUAUCAAAAUACAUGAAUAUUCAUCUCAGUUAGAAGCGAGAGAGUUAAAUGUCUCAUCAUCAUUGAUAGAUUCACAAAACGCCUUGAUGACUCAGGAGAAGGAUCAGAGUGAAGUAUCCUUAUUACAACAACAACUUCUUGUAUGUGAAGAAGAAAAGAUGAUGUAUAUUAAUCGUUGGCGAGAUGAACAAAUAUCUCGUGAAGCUGUUGAUGAAAAGUGUAAAGCUUACGAAGGACAUAUUCUUUUACUACAGGAGGAAUUAGGCCGCGUUAAAAUGUUAUCAUCUAUAUUGGCAUCUAAUACUUCCUUAUUAGAUGAUAAGGAUAAACCAAAAUGUUCUCAGCAUAAUGAAGGUGGCUAUAAUAAACAUAAUUAUAAUCAUGAUGACACGAAUGAAAGUAAUAAUACCAUUAAUACCAUUAAUGUUAAUAAUAAUGACACACAUGCAGUAAAGUUGCUUGAUUUUUAUGUUAGAACAAUAGAAGAAGAUAAGAGGGAGUUUAACGAUAAAGAUAUAACUUUACAAGACUCCGAGAUGAUAACAAGGAUGAACCCCUCAUCUUCUCAACAUGUUAACAAGCAAGAUAAGAUACGAUUAGAGUGGGAUCAGAUUAUACAAGCACGUGAAGAAGUUAAGGAACAGGCAUUACAACUGCAGCGUAUGCACGAACAACAACAACGAAAAGAAGAAAUACUUUUGGGACAUGCGGAACGACUGUGUGCUUUAGAAGAAGAACUCCGCCGUGAAGAACGCCGAUUAAUGCAAUGGAGACAAGUGGGUCGGUAA